AUUCAUUAAUAGAGUGUUUGCUUGAUUCAUCUCUCUCUCCAUCUUUUUUCCUUUCUCCAGUGCUCUCUUUCUCUCUCUCUAAGAAACCAUUUUCUUUCUCUUGCCAAGAAAACCCAUCUAAGGAGGAGAUCAGAUUUAACAGGUGAUGAUAUAAAGAAGAUCUGGUGAUAUGCACAAGUAUUUGGGAAGCGAAGAGGCAAAUAGUAACAGUGGAAGAAGAUUCAAAUGUUCUUAUCCACUGAGAACCCACCACGUGACCCACUUUCAUCUUCUUCUUCUUCUCCUUCCUCCAAUCUCUUACGUCUCACCACUUCUUCUUCCCAUGAGUUAGGUCAAUCCAGUUUCUCCAUCAGAGAUUACGCAUACAGUAACAGGAAGAACAACAUCAAGAACAGCUGGCCGUUUUCUCCCAAAAGUCUCCAGCUUUGUUCAUCUCAUGGAUUGACUGAUCCUUUGCCACCGUUUCAGAAACUUUCCAGGCUUAGUAACCAGUUUGAGACUUCAUCGUCAGGGAAGCAAAUCGUAUCCCAUGUGCAUCAGACAAUAGCAGAGACUAGUAAAAGAGUUUGCAGCCAAUCAAGGAUCAUUGAGAAUGGUUUGGUUACUAGCAGAAGCGUUUCCAAGUCUAAGGUAGAGAUAGUAGUAGCUGCUACAAGUAAUAACAAGAGUAAAAAGUGUGGACGAGGAGGAGGAAUGGUGAAGUCCAAAGAAGAUAGUUGUGGGACGACUACUGAAUCAGUCAUGGCUUCAAAGACAUGUCCUAUUUGCAAAACUUUCUCAUCAGCUUCUAACACUACUUUGAAUGCUCAUAUCGACCAGUGUCUGUCUGUGGAUUCAUCAGUCCCACCGGUUAGUAUUAAGCCAAACAAGCCUAGAGUUAAACCUGUUGACUCAGCAGUGCCACCGGUUAGUAGUAAGCCAAGCAAGCCUAGAGUUACUUCUGCUGAUUCAGCAGUGCUACCGGCUAGUAGUAAGCCUAGAGUUAAGCCACAGGUGAAAGUUAAAACGCUGGUUGAUAUCUACGCUACUGCCAAAGAAUGCACAUUAGAAGAUCUUGACAGGAGAAAUGGAACACAGUGGGCGUCUGUUUUGAGCUGGACAAACCGGGUUGCUGCUGAUAAAUGUGAAGUGUCUAAGAAGCGGAAAGCUUCUCCUGUGGGAGUUGGUCCUGUUUAUAUCGAUGCCAAGGGCCAAAAACUGCGGAUUUUAACAGAGUUUAGCCAGAAGAAGAUUCUGUCAAGAGAGCAGCACGAGGAUGGUAGUAGUGAAAAGAAAAGUUCAAGCCAAGGUAGUAAAGAAAACAAGAAGAGAGGUCGAAGAAAGAAACAUGGCAAGUGUAUCAAAGUAACCAGUCACAAAGCCAAUGCUUCAGAGGUACUUGAGUAUCAAAGAGAGGGUAGCAGCAAGGGUCUUCGUAGCAUCUAUAAUCAGCGGAUGUUAGCAAAACGUGGUCUGGUUUCAAAGAAGCUAAACGAGAAAGAACAUAAAUUAUGUGCUUUGAGGGAUCAGCCAUCUGAUGAUGAUGAUGAGGAUGAAUGGUCAGGAGAAGAUCGUAUUGUGUUGAGAGGUGCAGAUACGUCUGCCACUGGUUCUGCUCCUUUAAAUAAACAGAAGCUGCGGAGCCAAGUCUCUGGAAGGUGCAAGACUAUGUUUGAGAGUAAAAGAGCUCACAGUCGUUCAUCUAGAGCUCAAAUAGAGGAGAAAUCACUUGCAGGAGCUUAUUCAAACACUGUCCACUCGAAGAAGAGCCUUGCUUCGAUUCAAGAAGACAAGCAUCCACCUGGAAAGAAUGUCAGAGAUGCAUCUCCUCGUGCAACUAGCAUGAGAAACUUGUCCCCACCAUUUGUAGCAAAUGGCUGGAGACGAUUAUCACCACCCGUGGAAGAGCUAAAGAAAUCUCGGUUUGAUUUGUCAGAUGAAGAAGAAGAAGAAACUGGAAAAUGGGAGUCUGAAAUGACACAAGAACGUGAACUAUCAGAUGAUGAUGAUUAUGUUUCAGGUGAUGAUAAUCCUUCAUUUAGUAGAUACUAUGAUUAUGAUGAUGACGAAGAAAGUAGUGAUGAGGAGGAGGAAGAUGAUAGCAACAGUAGAGCCAAUGUGUUGGACAAAAGCAAUGAUGCUAAUGAAAUCAUACCUAGCGAGAGAGCAAUGUAUUACUCUGAAGAUAUGAUUUAUGGGCAAAGCGGUUGCGAUGAAGAGGAUGUGAGGUUUGGUUCUGAGGUGAGAGGAAAAGGAAGCUUGUUUGUAGAGGUUGAUGCCAUUCCCAUUCCAGGCCCUCCAGGCUCAUUUCUACCGAGUCCACGUGGUAUGGGGUUUGAUGGAAACUCUUCUGUUAUCACAAGCCAGUUCCAAUCUUCUAUGGACCAGCUUGACAGAAACUCAUCUGAAUCACCUGUUUCCGCGGUUUCGAACUUUGCAGCUGGUAGAUUGAAUUUUCCCGCAGAGUUUCCUUCUUCUUUGGACAUUCCAAUGAGCUUUGGUGUUCCAUCUCAUCAUGGAACUAUCCCUGAGGCUGAGCCGAAGAGUGUUGACAAGGCAACAACACCUUUGAGUUUUAGAAACAAUGGUCAUGAGUCCUGUUGUUGCCAAAGAAAAGAGAGAGUCUCCUUGAAUCAUGAAGCGUCUCAUCUACUGCAGCGAAGAGCUGCUUCUUCUUCAUCAAUAGCCAUGAGCUUAACCAAGUCUCCCACACGCUUGGAUCCAAAUCAUCCGUUUGAGUACGUUCAUAGUACAUUCUCCAACAGAGCUGUUGUGCCUCCUAGUCCUUCUAACUCGGUUUUACGGUUAAUGGGGAAAGACUUGAUGGUCAUGAACCAAGGAGAAGCAGACAAUAAGGAAGAAGCAUCUCGGACUAGCUUAAAACCAUCCCCUCAGUUUCAUGAUCAUCAGCCUUGUGAUGGAAACGGCUUAUACUUCAACACAGGUCUCUAUUUAAGAAACAGUUUCGAGCCAAAGCAUCAGCAGCAGACACCAGUACCACAGCAACAAACACAAGUUUCACCAUUCAGAAACAAUUUUGAUCAUGUGAGGUACUUUUCUCCGAGCUAGUCAACGUAAAGUUUGGACCUUUAUGCAGUUUAAGAAGAAACGGAGAAAGUGGGUUCUCAUCGAGCAUUGGGGUUUUAAGGUUGUACUUGUAUGUUCUACGGCAUUUUCCAUGCUUUUUAUCUCUUUCUGCAGAGACUGUUGUGUAGUUACGGUUUACAGAGAAAAAAACAAACACUUGAAAAUAACAAACAUUCUGUAGAAGACAAAGUAACUUUACUAAUCGCGUUUCAUUGCCAUCA
Molecule: messenger RNA, 3287 nt
Organism: Brassica oleracea var. oleracea
Lineage: Eukaryota; Viridiplantae; Streptophyta; Magnoliopsida; Brassicales; Brassicaceae
Exons: 4
Coding region: 226-3048 (940 amino acids)
Source: RefSeq, a predicted model, not a curated record